Molecule: messenger RNA, 1136 nt
Organism: Glycine soja
Lineage: Eukaryota; Viridiplantae; Streptophyta; Magnoliopsida; Fabales; Fabaceae
Product: Golgi SNAP receptor complex member 1-2
Exons: 6
Coding region: 182-907 (241 amino acids)
Biological process (GO): vesicle fusion; endoplasmic reticulum to Golgi vesicle-mediated transport
Cellular component (GO): SNARE complex; Golgi membrane; Golgi medial cisterna
Molecular function (GO): SNAP receptor activity
Source: RefSeq, a predicted model, not a curated record
ACGGUGCACUCGCCGCACACGAUCCAUCCUCCAUCGCUCUCUACUUCGUCGUUCUCCACCAUCUUCUCUUCUCUGUUUCUGUUCUGUUCCACUCGCGACAUAGAAAUCAAUCACAACGCACUUAACCGAAUCUCCGAAGCGUUCGUUGUAACCGAAAUCCGGUGCACCGAGAGAGAUCUGAAUGAGGGAUACGAAUCUGGAGUUGCAGGAAUCGGGUUGGGAGGAGCUGCGCAAGGAAGCGCGCAAGAUCGAGGGUGAUCUCGACGUCAAGCUCUCCUCCUACGCCAAACUCGGCGCUCGUUUCACCCAAGGAGGUUCAGGUUAUGUAGAUAGUGGUUCACCACCUAUUGGGUCCAGUAGGUCUUGGAAGUCCAUGGAAAUGGAAAUCCAGUCUUUACUCGAGAAACUGUUGGACAUAAAUGAUUCAAUGAGUAGAUGUGCUGCAUCUGCUGGGCCAGCUACUUCUGUAACUCAGAAGUUGGCUAGGCACAGAGACAUUCUUCAUGAGUUUACCCAGGAAUUUAGACGUAUCAAGGGGAACAUAAACUCAAUGAGGGAACAUGCAGAGCUUUUGAGUUCUGUCAGGGAUGAUAUUACUGACUUUAAGACAUCAGGAAGUAUGUCACCAAGGAUGCAGUUACUACGUGAGAGAGCUUCCAUCCAUGGAAAUAUAUCUCAUAUAGAUGACGUGAUUAGUCAAGCUCAAGCAACAAGGGCUGUGUUGGGUUCUCAGAGAACAUUGUUUACUGAUGUUCAAGGAAAAGUGAAGGUUCUUGGUGACAAGUUCCCCAUGAUUCGUAGCCUGCUUGGUUCGAUAAGAAGGCGGCGCUCGAGGGAUACUCUUAUUCUGUCAGCAGUAAUUGCUGCUUGUACGUUGUUUCUCAUCAUUUAUUGGCUCUCAAAGUAACUAUUUUGUAACACAAAUUAUGAAUUAUGGUACUUCUGUCCAUUGAAUUUUUCUGCUUUGUUAUUGUUUUCCAUUUGUUUUUUAGAGAGGGGGAAGAGUAGGAUUUUUUUUUUCAAUCCACUGUGUAGACGCCUCAUAUUUGUAUCAGUUGUUGGCAUUAAAUUUUAUUUGACUAAGAUUUUGAUAUAAAUCAUUAUCAAAUAGCAAAAUUCCACAUUGGUUCUGGUCU